Messenger RNA from Priapulus caudatus, 3037 nucleotides. RefSeq names its product alanine aminotransferase 1-like. Lineage: Eukaryota; Metazoa; Priapulida; Priapulimorpha; Priapulimorphida; Priapulidae. Gene Ontology annotation, biological process: biosynthetic process. The record is from RefSeq and is a predicted model, not a curated record. Gene Ontology annotation, molecular function: pyridoxal phosphate binding; L-alanine:2-oxoglutarate transaminase activity.
AUAAUAUUUCUAAGUUUUUUCAAAACAGCUCGUGAUUUCAUGCACGGGUUUCUGAAUUUGUGUGGUUACGUCUCAGCAAAGUUUGUGUCAAACAGCGAUAGCUGAUUUUCUGCAACUAGAAUAAUAAUGCAAUUUGGUAGUUUGUGUACCCUUGGCCACGGCCUUGGCCCCUGGCUUGGUCAUGGUUGUCGGUCACGGCAUAGUUCAAUUAUUAGUUGCAUGUCCGUCGUAAGAAUGACACACAGAGCCAUGUCUUCAAAAGUACUUAACCUUGAUACACUAAAUCCGUGCAUCAAGGAUAUGGAAUAUAGCGUUAGAGGACCAAUCGUUAUCAAAGCUGUUGGUUUAGAAAAGGAACUUAAGCAGGGUGUCAAGAAACCGUACCCCAGCGUUAUUAGAGCAAACAUUGGUGACUGUCAUGCCAUGGGGCAGAAACCUAUGACCUUCAUGAGACAGGUGAUAGCGCUUUGUACCUAUCCACCCCUCAUGAAUGACCCUACGUUUCCAGCUGAUGCAAAGGCGAAAGCAAAGAGAAUCUUGGGUGCAUGUGGUGGGAAUAGUAUAGGAGCCUACAGUGAGAGUCCAGGCAUAGAGAUAAUCAGGCAAGAUGUUGCAGCCUACAUUGCCAAGCGAGAUGGCGGCAUACCAGCCAAUCCUGAUCAAAUAAUGCUGAGCACAGGAGCUAGUGAUGGCAUCAAGGCCAUAUUGAAAUUGUUGAAGCAGCCGGAUGGUGCGAAAAAGACAGGCAUUAUGAUUCCUAUUCCUCAGUACCCGCUCUACUCCGCAACCAUUGUUGAGUACAACAUGCAUCAGGGCAAGUAUUGACGAGAGAGAACAUUGAGCGCACGAUCAAGUUUGCAAAGGAGGAGAAGCUGCUACUUAUGUCCGAUGAGGUCUAUCAAGAUAAUAUCUAUGCACCCGAUCGGGAAUUCCAUUCAUUUAAGAAGGUCUUGACAGAGAUGGGAGGAGAAUAUGCUAAUAUGGAACUAGCUUCCUUUCACUCGACCUCCAAAGGUUACAUGGGAGAGUGCGGCUACAGAGGAGGCUACUGUGAGUUUGUGAACUUUGACCCGCAGGUCGUCGCCAUGCUACAGAAGUCCAUCUCCGCGAAGCUGUGUCCGUCAAUCUCGGGUCAAGUCGCGAUGGACGUGGUCGCCGCGCCGCCGCAGCCCGGCGAUCCGUCCUACGAGCUGUUCAUGAAGGAGAAGACCCAUGUGCUAGAUGCACUAAAGAUGAAAGCCCAGAUGACAGUAGAAAUGCUCAACAGUCUUCCCAACAUGACUUGCAAUACCGUACAGGGAGCCAUGUAUGCAUUCCCGCAGAUCACCGUUCCUGAGAAGGCCAUUAAGAAAGCAAAAUCGGAAGGCAAGGCUCCUGAUUUCAUGUAUGCCUAUGAACUGCUGGAGGAAAAGGGACUGUGCAUUGUGCCUGGGAGCGGUUUCGGUCAGAGACCGGGUACCUACCACUUUAGAAUGACGAUUUUACCCCCACCGGAAAGACUGAAGGAAUUCUUGGAGCGUCUCAAAGUUUUUCACAUUGGUUUCCUGAAACGUUAUGAAUGAACUUGCCUUAUGGGUGGCUGCUGCAGUAAGCAGCCUUAUGGGUGAACAAUUGUGAUUGUUGAGAUUUUAGAAGGAGCUGUUGUGAAAUUCGAAUAUUGUCAUUUUAAGGCUGCAUUCUUAGCAAAACCGAAUUCGAUGUAACUUUCAAUCUAUAUGAGCAUUGAUUGUGUACGGAACUGGUUUUGUAUGCUUGUUCGUUAUAUUCAGCUUCGUUAUAGUCAGCUACACUUAUAACAUUGUUAGCAGACACCUUUCUAUAAUUGACUCGUGUUAAUAUAGGACAAUAUACAAGCUAUAGUCGUUUCCCUUUAGUAGCAGUUAUGCAAGUUUUACCACGUCUAUAGAAUGUACACAUGCUGAUAGAGGUCGUUUUGAUCUGAGUAACUUUUACCUACUAAUUACACUGUUUUCUGCAUAAACCUAUCUCAGUUUGACCUACAAGCACUUACCUUACGGAGGCUAUUAACAUUAAACGUAAAAACACACUAGGUUUGAGACGUACGUGCUCGCGUCUCAUUGUGACUAUCUCAACGGCACAACGCAUCUCUUCAAGUUUUUGAUGUCUUUUGCCCUUGUUUAGUUGAAACUUUUUUAAAAACAAAUCAUGGUUGCAACAAGUAGCUACAGCCACAUCUGCAACAUUGCUAUGUUAUGAAUGCAGGUUGCAUAGAAUAUGGUGUGGGGAACGCUUAGCAGUAUGUAAGUGCUGCCUUAACAGUCAUAUGCAUAUGCCAUAUAUAGACCACACUUCGUAGCUCAGGUCAACUACAGUGCCAGGGUGGGUAUUGGCCUUUGUGCAAUGAAAGUGUAGCUUGAUUCGAUAGGACCACGAUACUUAUUUGCCUCUCUCGGUAUCAUUUGUGAGGCUGUGUGAUACAAAAGAUAUACAGCUAAUCUGUUACUGCUUGAUAAAUGUAAUUGUUGUAAUCGUAAAAAUUCGAUUUAGAGUCAAACCUGUGUUAGUGGACACCUGAGGGACACUUUUGGAAUUUUUACGUGAGUGGCAGCUAUAAAGUGAAACCGUCUCUAUAGAACGGACACCUGUCUAUAAAGGACACUUCUUGGUUGAUGCUCAUGCACAGGUUUGACUGUGUUUUGUAGGCAAUUGUAAUGACCGGUGGAUAGAUCUGUUAGUGUGAAGCUGUAGCAUAGUAUUACAGCUGUGAUCCCCCCCGCGGUUUGUUGGCGUGUGAGAGUUAUGCGUGUACAUGUGCAGUCACACGUACAGAAUGUGCAGAUACAUUUGUGGUUACUGGUCAGCGUCUCGUACAGGCAAUAUCUAGAUACGGGCAAACGAACUCGUUACUUGUACCGUCGCUUCAGCGUUGCAGUUCAAUUUGCUGCCUUCUAGACUGCUGACCUUUGGCCUCUGAUCUCUGGCGCCCGACCAGCGACUGUUGCUCAAUAUUUAGCAACAGGUUCUGGCUUCGUAUUGCCAGACCUCAGAACUGCGUAGGACUAAUUAUUAUUCUAGA